AAAAAAAAAACGACUUUUUUUUUUUAAUAAUGCACGCUUGAUAUUCCCCUCUUUUUUAAUAAAAGAACCUUUUCUUUUUUUUUUAUUUCUAAAUUCAUGAAUCCACCUUUUUUAAGAACUGAAAGUCCAACACCUUUAAUCAAUUUAUCACAAUUAACCAACUCGAGACCACUUCACCCAACACGAUGCAUUCACACGAUUUCACAAGAAGACAGAAGCUCUAUCUUAUCCCUUGUAGCCAGUAAACGCUAUUUGUUCAGUGGAAUGUUUUAGGUUUAAAUUUUUCCGAAGACGAACAUAAAUUAUUCAGUAGUUCUGGUGAUGGUACUGUCAGAGUUUGGA
Messenger RNA from Mucor mucedo, 342 nucleotides. RefSeq lists its product as uncharacterized. The annotation marks the transcript as partial. The record is from RefSeq and is a predicted model, not a curated record. The transcript has 4 exons. Lineage: Eukaryota; Fungi; Mucoromycota; Mucoromycetes; Mucorales; Mucoraceae.